AGAGAGAACCUGUGGAGUGCAUGAACUUAUCUGUAUUAGAAAAGUAUCUCCAGAAGCAGUUGGAUUUUUGUCAGCUGUUGGGGUGUUUAUUAUCUUGAUGCUGCUCCUUUUUCUCUAUAUUAAUAAGAAGUUCUGUUUUGAAAAUGUUGGAGGGUUUCCAGAUCUUGGUUCAGGAUAUGAUACAAGGAGGAAUUCACAAGAUAAAAUGUAUAAUUCCUAUAUGGAUAAAGAUGAGUGUGGUUCAUCCUCUGAAAGUGAAGAUGAAGCACUGGGUAAAUAUCAAGAGGCCUUAUCCAGAACGCACAAUUCUAGACUGCCACUGGUUGACUCUAGACAGACAAACUAUGGCUGGGAAACAAGGCAAAAAUACAGUCCUUUAUCGGCAGAGUAUGAUGGAUACAGCAGUGAAGCAUCAAUAGAUGAAGGAAACUGCAUUCAGAGGAUGAGAAGAACGCCCCCACUGGAUGAACUGCAGCCACCACCCUAUCAGGAUGACAGUGGUUCUCCCCAUCUCUCAUGUACACCCUCAGAAAUUGGGGACAGUAAAUGUGAAUUUUCCCACUGCAACAACAGUCCAAGAUGCUCAUACAACAAGUGCCCAAGUGAAGGAAGCACAGGUCAUGAAAUAGAAAGUUAUCAUAAUAAAGGAUACGAAGAAGAUGUUCCAAGUGACAGCACUGCAGUCCUGAGCCCAGAAGACAUGUCAGCUCAAGGAUCCUCUUCACAGCUUCCUAAACCUUUUGAUCCUGAGCCAGAAGCUAAAUAUGGCACACUGGAUGUGACUUUUGACUAUGACUCACAAGAACAGAAGCUUCUGGUAACAGUGACAGCUGUCACAGACAUCCCAACAUAUAACAGGACAGGUGGCAACUCAUGGCAAGUACACCUUGUUCUUCUACCUAUAAAGAAACAGAGAGCAAAAACCAGCAUCCAGAGAGGACCUUGCCCAGUCUUCACAGAAACAUUCAAAUUCAAUCAUGUUGAAUCUGAGAUGAUUGGAAAUUAUGCAGUUCGGUUUAGACUGUAUGGUGUACACCGCAUGAAAAAGGAAAAGAUUGUGGGGGAAAAGAUUUUUUAUUUAACAAAAUUGAAUCUUCAAGGGAAAAUGUCAUUACCUGUAAUACUGGAACCUUCUUGCAAUCAUUCUGGCUGUGACUCCCAAAUGAGCGUGUCAGAAAUGUCGUGUAGUGAAAGUACCUCCUCAUGUCAUUCUCUGGAACACGGCUCAGUUCCAGAAAUUCUCAUUGGCCUGCUUUAUAAUGCCACAACUGGACGAUUAGCAGCAGAAGUGAUAAAAGGCAGCCACUUCAAAAACUUGGCAGCAAACAGACCACCCAAUACAUAUGUUAAGUUAACACUGCUGAAUUCCAUGGGCCAAGAGAUGUCCAAAUGCAAGACAUCCAUCCGCAGAGGGCAGCCAAAUCCCGUGUACAAGGAAACUUUCGUUUUUCAAGUGGCUCUAUUUCAACUUUCUGAUGUGACACUGAUACUGUCUGUGUAUAACAAACGCAGCAUGAAAAGAAAGGAGAUGAUAGGCUGGAUUUCUUUAGGUCUGAACAGCUCUGGAGAAGAGGAACUCAAUCACUGGACUGAAAUGAAAGAGUCAAAAGGACAGCAAGUAUGUCGAUGGCAUGCAUUACUAGAGUCGUGAUGGAUAGGAUAAACAGGAAAUUGAUCCAAGGCAGCAUUAUUUCUGAUUACAACCCUGCUGUUUUGACCUGGUCACCAUGAGAAGAGCUGUGCUUUGGAGAAUCAUACUCAACAAUCUACCAAAAUGCUUUAAAGUCUAUGAGAAAGAACAUCUAAUGCCGACAUAAAUGAAGAAAAGAUCUGUCUCUGGUAGCCUUUGUUUGAGAAGCUUAUGUCACUCUUGUUAAAUUAACAACCCUCUGGAAAAUGAAUAACAGGCCUUUGAGUUGAAGUUAAUUUUACUUUAGCAAAAGAGCCAGUCAUUUUGUGGAAGAUUAUCGAUGAUUUGAAAAAUCAGAAUUUUAGUUGCAACAUUACUUUAAAUACCUACAUAUACUUUGACUUGCCAGUCCCUGGUAUUUAUAAAUUUCUUUAAUGCUCGCCAACACUAUCGUGAGUCGUAUAUAACGGCGAAGGGUUUCAAUCACAUUGAAGAUAGGUCAUUUCAGAAAGUGAUGUGCUAUUUCCGUGCCCUUCAUUUCUUUGUGCCUCGGUUCUUUUCCAUAGCAUUAAAUCUAAUUGUAAGCAGUUUACCAUCUUCAUAAAGGAAUUUUUAAGAGGUGUUAUUUUUUAAGAAGUUUACUUCUUCUUUUUCCUCUGCUUUUGCCUGACCCAAAGAGACCAAGUCAUCGACUGGUCCCUUGCGCCUUUUAGACAGGUUGUACUGUAGAACUACGUAACUUUCUGUUGAAAGCACUUCCUGUAUUCUUGUAUUCCAAUGUAGGAAGCCCAUAGAGCAGAACUUUAUUUUAGAAUUUCUUUCAGUGAUUAACUCUACCACUAGUAAUGUGAGAAUUCAUUAUUUUCUUGCAAAUCGGAAAAUACAGUAGAUAUAAGGUGUGGAAGACUAAAAACAAUUCAAGUUUAACCAAAUUUGAAUGAUCUGCUCUAAGUAUUUAGUAACCAACACUGCAUAAGUCAGGUAGAGUCAAAAUAAGAAACUCUUCUAUCUCUAAAUUUUCACUCUAACUUCAAUAUCUGUGGUGGGAUAAAGACUGUCCAGCUCUCAGUUAGAAUCAGAACAUCAAGUUCAAAACAGUUCUGAGAUUCCUUAAGAAGUUUCUAGUGACUUGUGACUAGGCUAUAUGAAAUUUCCAGAUACCUUUCUUCAACGUGAUGUCAUCCUGUGCCUUUCAUGUAAGUUCAAUUUGCUCAUACAGCUUGCAAGUUGUAUUUGCAAAAUUAGGCCUUCGAUUUUUAUUAAAUGUAAAGAUUCCUCAG
This is a messenger RNA of Dipodomys ordii (Ord's kangaroo rat), 2910 nucleotides long. It is a transcript of the gene Syt14, whose product is annotated as synaptotagmin XIV. The transcript is spliced from 7 exons. NCBI's taxonomy places the organism in Eukaryota, Metazoa, Chordata, Mammalia, Rodentia, Heteromyidae. The coding region runs from base 98 to 1651 and encodes 517 amino acids. The record is from RefSeq and is a predicted model, not a curated record.